AUGUUCGGCCUCUACACGCUCCGCUCCUCGUCCCGACCUCUGCUGACGGUCGCUCGCCAGCAACGGUCGAUCGUCGCUCCAUUGGCCGGUACGUUGUAGAGAGAAAGGGAGAGAACGCGCACGCCGAAGGGAGCAUGAUCCUACAUCAAAUGACCAAGACUGACCGCUGACCUCGUUCAUCUCCUUUCCUUCCCCCAUGUCAUACUCUCGACGUGCUCACUCGCCUGACUCACCCGGACGUACUACAACACUAUCGCACCGAUUCGAUUCGAUUCGAUUCGAUCCGAUCCGAUCCGUUCCGUUCCGCACGACCACUCUCCGCGCACCCACAACUCAACUCCCUCCCCUCUACCCACACUCAUCACACCGCUUCGACCGAACCGACCUUGUUGCCCCCGCCCCCCCCCCCUCCACGAACCCCAGUGCGCCACUCGUCGCACGCCGCCGCGGAGGACUACGAGUCCUUCAACCGCCGCUACGCCGACUUCUUCGCCAACGCGCAGGACCUGUUCGAGCUUCAGCGCGGACUCAACAACUGCUUCGCGUACGACUUGGUGCCUUCCCAACAGGGUGAGUGCGAGAUUCAACUUGUGCGGGGGCAGUGUACCGCCGCGGUGGGUUUGAAGCGUCCUAGCGCGGCUUGCGUCGUCGUAAGAUGGGGCGGUUCGGUCCGCGUCGGGGGACAAGCUCGCAUCGGGAUCCCAACAUCGACAUCACCUACAGGAUCAAAGAUCGACUUUGGCGCAUAACUCGUGUUCGAGUGCGACAAUCAGAGGAUCUCGCCGAGUGGAUGGCGCGAUGUGGUUCACACUCCGAUCAUCACCGCGGGACGACAUCACACGGCAUCAGGAACGAAACAUCCGCACAGCACUGAUGCUCCGGAGAAUUCGCACUGACUCGCUCAACCUCCCCCUCCCCACCUUCUCCACCCGGAUACGCUUUCCGCGCCUCUUGCAGUCGUCGAGGAGGCGCUCAAGGCCGCUCGCCGAGUGAACGACUACUCGACCGCCGUCCGAAUUUUCGAGGGACUGAGUCAGUACCAACGAUCCUAUCCGUGAUGUUGUGCCCUAGGAUCAUUUCUGAAUCGUGCCCGCCUCCCUUAUCUCACACGUCUCCUCCCUCCGUCAAUUCGCCGCGCCGCGAUCCGCAACUUUUUCCGACCUCCUCCUCGACCCCCGCUGAAUACUGCUCUGCACCUCCACUUCCCCCCCCCCCCCCCCCCUCCCCCGCACCGACACUCUCCAACAGAGGAGAAGACGGAGAACGCGACCCAAUACCAAGCCUACGUGACCGAGACCGCCCCCUUGCGUAAAGAGCUCGGCGUCUUGCUCAAGGAAGAGCUCUACGGGAACUAG
This is a messenger RNA of Microbotryum saponariae, 1355 nucleotides long. The record is from the annotation of a GenBank genome assembly. Lineage: Eukaryota; Fungi; Basidiomycota; Microbotryomycetes; Microbotryales; Microbotryaceae.